Molecule: messenger RNA, 1901 nt
Organism: Ectocarpus sp. CCAP 1310/34
Lineage: Eukaryota; Phaeophyceae; Ectocarpales; Ectocarpaceae
Source: the annotation of a GenBank genome assembly
AUGAGGGGCGAGCGCCGACGGGAGGAGGAGGAGCGGGAAGUCGCAGACGAGGAGGGCUACCACCCGGACACGGGAGGCGACCAAGAGGACGGGGAAGAUGAUGAUGAUGACGGGGACGGCAUGGGUGAGGAGGACGACGAAGAGGAAGAAGAUGACGGAGACGGCGAGGACGACAACGACGACAACGACGACGACGACAACGACGACGACGACGACGACGAUAAUGAGGGGUUUGAGAGCGGCAUCGCGAGGUCGGCGCAGACCCGGCUGACAUCGGACUCGUACCAGUCCAUGCCGUGCGACAGCGAGUUCUUCUGCCGGGACUCGGCCUCGAGCAACAGCCACACGCCCGACGACGAGAACGAAGAGGACGAAGAUACGACCCCGAUGAUCGGGUUGAACGGCCGUCCCUUUCGCCGGGGUCGAGGAGACAGGAGGAGACACCACGUCCCCAAAGGCAGCAAGAAAAGGGUUGUCGUUCGACGAUCUGUCGGCGUGGACAGUCGCAACGAAGACGGCGGCGGCCGCGGGGGCGGCGACGAGGGCGGGGGCGGUAGCGGCCCCAGGUGCUCUGCCGCCACCGUUGCCGCCCUCGGUGUGCUGGGAACGGCGGUGGCGGGUGCCGCGGUUCUGGCUCGCGCCCGUCGGCGUUAGACCGCGGGUGCGAAUCGUUUUGCCUUGAGCGACCAGUUUAACGUCAGGUCGGUUCCCUAGCCGGAGGCAAACAUCGCAAGAAACGAGCGAUCAGUGGAGGCGGAAGCUGUGUGUUGGGAAGUGUUCUGUUAAGGUUUACAAGUUCGAGAUGAUGAUUUGAUAUAUAUUUGUAUAUAUAUAGAGAGAGCACUCCGAGUUUGGUUCCAAGUAUGUGGGCGAACACGGAAGUGGGGUGGAGAGGUGCCAACAGAGUUGGCGCGGCCAACGGCUUACUUUCGGUCUGCGCAUUCGUCUGCUGUGUGCAAAAAAUCUUCCGCCAUCGGAACGGUCUCUUCCGGAAUUUCUUCGAUUUUCAGGUUUUCUUUUUGCGGGGGAUUUUUGCCAGGGAAAUUUUGCCGAAUCAGUUGCAGAGUAAUUUUUCUUCAUGACUGGAUGGAACAAUAUUUUUUCUCUUGUACAAUUUUCCUUUCCUUUUUGAUUUUUUGUUUUUUUUCACGGCGUUGAGUCGGCUGGUGCUGUUGUGCCAUUCGUUCUUGGGUGUCUUGGUUGCCCCUUUCACCCACCGAGCACGUUCGUUGCUGGUGUAUGAGAGCGCGCGCGCCAAGCGGCGAAUACGGUCGGAGCAAGAAUCCGAAGGCCGCCAUCCACGAUGGGAGCGUGCUCGGGUUUCCUAACGGAGAGCCCGCGUUUGAUGCCCUUGUAGGUAGGGCUUUCGGCAUGACUAGGCGCGAUCACCAUCUCAUCUAUCCGCGUGCUUCGACUCGAGAACGCCAAUCGUGUUUGGUGCACGGCCAUGAUCUGUCUGUGCUUCGAAUGAAGUAUGAUCGGAAUUGUGUGUCACGACCACGUGGUGUUUGUUGCGUGUUGUUUGUUGGUGGGUUGCUAGAGAGAGAGAGAGAGAGAGAGAGAGAGAGAGAGAGAGAAAGAGAGAGAGAGAGAGAGCGAGAGAGAGAGAGAGAGUGUUCGUGCGUGGGGGUGGGGGAGAGUACUAUUAUGACAGGGGUGACAUCCACGGUGUAGGGUGGGAUGGUGCCGCGUGACGGGCUGCGUGUACCAUGGGACGGUUACUCGUGUAGUAGUUUUCCGGGCCGCGUGACGGACCGCGUGCACCGUGGGACGGUUUCCCGUGGUCACUAGUCUUCCUUCCGCCGGGUAAAUUCAUCGCCGAUACUGCUGGUUUUGGCUGGGAUAGUUCUUGGUGUGGUCCCCCCUGGUUGUACUGCUGGCCGUCGUCUGCUGCUGCUUCA